Molecule: messenger RNA, 5121 nt
Organism: Effrenium voratum
Lineage: Eukaryota; Dinophyceae; Suessiales; Symbiodiniaceae
Source: the annotation of a GenBank genome assembly
AUGGCGUCACUUCCAGCCUUCAUCCGCGACAGCAGUGGCCUCCGGAUCGUCCACGUGGACCCACAGCAGGAGGCCCUGAGGCCUGGAGAUCUGGACCUGGAGAAGGUGAAGGUGGCCACCUGGAGCCCGGAUGGACAGCUGCUGGCCUUCGUGGACCCGGGCGAAGGGGUCGGCAGCUCCAAGGCCACGGUGGGCAUCUACUGGCCGGUGGCCAAGAGCAACUUGAGAAAGGAACGACGGAGCCUAAUCUCCAGCUCUGGAGGCUGCUUCUUGAGGGGCUGGCGACGUGAGCUUGACAGAGAUGGCCUCUUGGAGGUGAACUUCCAGCCCUUCUGCAGCUUUGCGGAGCGGCAGAACCUGAAGGUGGACGCCGCGGCGCUGUUUCGUGACUCCGACGACCGUACCAUGACCUUGGAAGAGAUAUGCCCGAAGAGUGGUGCGCUGCUGGCACGGCUGCAGGGCUUCGUCAAGAGCAAGUUUUCUCCCAAGGAGUUGCCGACGUUGGCGGCGUCUGGACGAAAGCUCUUGCAGCUCUGCAGAGACCACGGCUUCUCUGUCUCGGAGGAGGAGGUCAGCCAACUUGUGAACUUCAUAGAUGCGGACCAGACAGGCGCGCAGCUGUGCCUGGAGCCAGACCGCGCUGAGCGGCGCAGCCUCGCGCAGCGGCUGCGGCUGCGGCGCCGGGAGCAGCGGCAGCAGCUGCUGGCCGACGCCUUCUCGGAGGAGCGUCAGCAGCUGCCCCCGACACACCGCCUGGCCAUGAGACCCUGGCAGGCCCCGGUCUUCGAGAAGCUGCCGAGCGUGGUGCAGCAGCGCCGGGGCCACUGGAGCCGCGCGCUGCGGCGCAGGGCCCAGCACGCCAAGGAGAUGUUUUUGACGCACCUCAGGGACAUGAGCGGAUCCUUGGUCCGAGCCUGGCGCAACAAGCUCGACCCGGAGAACCGCUCGUCCUUGUCCCAGUCCUCCUUGCGGCGCUACUGUUCAAAGGCGGGGGUGCAGCUGGACGUGGGCUCGCUCUGGCUGGCCCUGGACGCGGACCGGGAUGGGGAGGUGGGCCUCGAGGCGAUCUGCGCGGAGGCGGCGGAGGCGCUGGCGCAUUUCAAGGAGUGGGCCUUGGGCGCCUUCGGCUCCUGCGCGCAGCUCUGGGACAGCCCGCAGCUGGCGGAGGCGCGGGAGCAGCCGCAGCGCAACGGCCGCUGGCGAUCCGAGAAGAAGAUGCUGCUGGGGCAUCUGGUGUCGGUCCUGAAGCAGUGGUCUUGCCCAGCACCCGCCUUGGUCUUCAACUCCUUGGAUCUGUACGGCUGCGGCUUUCUGGAGCGGGGCGACUUCGCCUGGCUGGACGCCUGGCAGCCCUGCGAGUGGAUCACCGCGCAGCCGGACCCCGAAGAGUGGGCCAUCAUGAAGGCGCUCCUGGUGCGGGUGGAGGGACACCCCCUGCGGGCCUGGCGCCGGCGCUUGGACCAUGAUGACUCCAACAGCGUCUCCUGGGCGGAGUUCCGGGCCUGCUUCGAGGAGCUGAGCUUCCGCGGCAACGUCGCGGGCGCCUGGAGGUGUGUGGACGCGGACAUGUCCGGCAGCAUCACCCUCAAAGAGUACGACGCCGCCUCGGCGGCGCUGCUGGGCUCCUUCAAGCGCUGGGCGGAGCAGAACUUCGGCUCCGUGCACCGCACCUUCCGGGCACUGGACGCCGAUGGCAGCGGCAGCAUCAGCUUGCAGGAGCUGCGGCGCGCUUGCCAGAGGAGAUGCUGGGACGGGGACGUGGAUAUGUUCUUCCGGUGCUUGGAUGUGGAGGAUGACGCCAAACGCCCGAGCCUCUCGAUUGCGGAGAUCGGCUUUCUGGACAACUGGGAGGCACUGGACUCCGAGGAUGAGGCCGAGCCAAGCGCCGCAAGUGCACCACGGGCGCGGGCGAAGAGACCGGCUCAGGCUCGUAGUGGCGCCCGUGCUGCCAGCCAGCGCCUGCCGUCGCUGCGCGCUGCCUCGCCCCAAAGCAGCUCCGCGCACUCGGCGGACGCGCGGGAGAGGGCCAAUGCCCGGUCCCCGCCGCGCCUGCCGCUGCGGCUUCUGGGCCCCAUCGCACCACCGCCGCCGGCUGCGUCUCCGGCGCCCGCGGUGCCGGCGCCCGCGCAGGGGGCACGGCAGAAGGAGCAAAGGGAGCGAUGGAUCCAGGAGAGGGAGCAAAAGGCGCAGAACAUUUAUCGGGUCUCCUCGGAGAGCUCGGUCAACGCGUCGGAGGUCACCAAUCGGCUCUACCAAAAGCAGGAGCGCAAGGGCGCAGGCGACCGCGGCUGGCUCCACUCCCUGCGGAAGGAAGCUCCGCCCCGCUCGCGCAGCGAGGCAGCACUGCCGCCGCGGCCAAAGCCGGCUCCGAGUGCCCAACACCGGCCGGCGCCGGCGCCGGCGCCGGAGGCGCUGGAGUUGGAUCCCGUGUACCGCUUCGGCGCCCACGGCUCCGUGGUGGGGCCCUUCAGCUUGGCGGAGCUGAAGCUGCGGCCCAUGAUGGGCGAGGACUUCUCUUACGGCGCCGGCUGUCAGCCUGACCCCAUCGAGUGGAUUCGGCCCGGCACAAAAGAGGAGGGCACCUGGAGAAGAAUUCGCUUGCGCAGCUUCCUUUGCCGCUUGGCCGGAUGCAACGUUGGGCUGGGUGGCUGUUGGGUUGAGCUGUUGGCACCCAAAACCAAAGUGCAGAGCUUCCAGAGGUUCAGCGCUCGGCUGCUACCUGAUGGCAACAUCGAGCUGCGUGACAACGCCGAGCAGUCGCUGCUUUUCAAGUUCCAACGGGCUGCCGUAGGUUUCGAGUUCGCCGGCACACGGCUGGCGAUCUUUGUGCCCGACGCGCGGGACGACCUGCAGCGCGUGGCGGCGCCAGCGGAGGUCAGCGUCUGGGAGGUCGGGUUGGAGGACUCCGGGCUCACCAAGACGCAGCUGAUGAAGGCCGAGGUGGAAUCCGGCCAGCUAGCAGAGCUGAAGUGGAAUAGCAGCGGCACUGCGCUGCUGGUGCACUGCACUACAGAGGUGGAUGACUCCGGCAAGAGCUACUACGGAGUCUCGAAGCUGCUGUUGGCCUCGGCGGACGGCGGCUUUCAGCAGGACUUGACAGAGGCAGACACGGUCUCAUCCAGCGCGAUGGGCCUUGCCGUGCAGGCUGUGGAGUGGAGCCCCACGCGGGACGAGUUCGUCCUCAUCCGCGGCUACCAGCCGGCGAAGGUGACCCUGUGGAGCUGGGACGCCAAGGAGCAGACGGUGAGCCAGGAGAAGGUCCUCACCGAGAAGGCGCACCGAAACUUCAUUCGCUUCAACCACUUCGGCUCCCUGGUCUGCAUCGCCGGCUUCGGGAACCUGAAGGGUGAGAUGGACUUCUAUGGCCGAACGGAGGAGAAGUGCGACUUCGUGCGCAUCUCCAGCUGCGAAGCCAACUGCACCGUGAGCGCGGAGUGGAGCCGAGAUGGGAGGCACUUGCUGACGGCAGUUCUCUUCCCGCGCAUGCGGGUGGACAACGGCCUCACUCUCUGGAACGCGCUCAGCGGCACAAAGGUGCUGACCUCGUCCUCUGAACAGCUCUACGAGGUGGCCUGGAGGCCCAGCCUAGACGACUUCGCAGACAUCUCUGGGGAAGAGGUGGGCCGUGCGAGCCAGCUGGCUGCGGACGCCAGCGGCUCCAAGAAGCAGGCCUACAAGCCGCCCAAGGCGCGAGGCACGGGCGACUCCACAGUGGCGGCGAUGAUGCGGGGGGAGGUGGCGGUGCCUGACGAGGACCGGCGCCGCAGGCCUUGGCAGCGGCAGAAGGAGGAGGAGUCCAGGACCUCGCCCCAGACCUCGCCCCCGCAGUCGCCAAGCCUGGCGCCCGCGGAGCAGCCCAAUGGGACCAAGGUGUCCCCGCAGACAUCUCCUUUGCGGAAGCCCAAGGAGUCCAACUCGACCUCGCCGCCUGCCUCCCGCGCUUCUCCAAAGAUGGAGGGCCGGCCGCCCCAAGAUGAAAGGCUCGCGCAGCAGCUGCUUCAACAGCAGCUGCAACAGCAGCUGCAACAGCAGCUGCGGCAGCAGCAACAAGCACAGCAGCAGCAACUGCAGCAGCAGCAGCAGCUCUUGCGGCAGCAACAGCAGCAGCAACAGCAGCGGCAGCGGGAGCAACACCAGCGGGGUGUGUCCCCACCAGGUAGUGGUAGCGUGUCUCCGCCAAUGGGACACAUCUCCCCAGAUGGUCGCGUGUCGCCGGUUGGCCACCUAUCUUCUAUGAUGGAGGCAGCUGCCAGGAUGUCGACCAUGAUGGAGGCCAACCUGCCACCAUCUAUGGAGGAGGAGUUGAGCCGGCCACGAUCACCGAACAGCUUCUCGGGGGGCUGCUUCGGGGACGCGGCCCAGGGCCUAGGUGCUUCCAACAUGGAUCUCGCGGCCUUAAUGGCGGAAACGGAGCGCAUCCAGCGGGAGCAGAAGCUGAAGCAGCAGCUGCUGGAGAAGCACUUGCUGGAGGCCCAGCAGCAGCAGCUGGCCAUGCUGAGCCAAGGUGGCUUGCAGCGGGGCCAAAUCGAGGCAGCUUUGGCAACCUUGAUGGCUCAGCAGCAACAACAACAGCAGCAGCAGCAAUCCCAGAAGCAGAGACAGCAGCAACAGCAGCAGCAGCAGCAGAAGCAGCAGCAGCAACAGCAGCAGCAGCGGCAGCAGCAGCAACAGCAGCAGCAACAAGAGCAGCAGCAGAGAUUGCUACAGCAGCUGAAUUCCGGCCAGCUGAGUCAAAGCCAGCUUGCUGCCCUUGCGAACGGAGGUUAUGGACCCUCUCAGGUGACCCGCCUGGCGGAGAGGCAGGAGCUGGCGCGCACCGAAGCAGCACGGCAGCAGCAGGAGGAGCGCUGGGAACGGGAAAGGCAACGUGCAGGUGCCGAGAAGCAGCGCCCCUGCCCGACGCACGGCUGGCAGUAUAUCGACCCCAAGAAGAACGUGCAAGGGCCCUUCUCGCUGCAGGAGAUGCAGACCUGGCACCAGAUGGGCUUCUUUCAGCCGGAGCUGCAAAUGAGGUGCGACCCCUCGGACCAGUUCGUGGCGCUGAAGGACCUCUUCCCACCUCCGCGGGUGCCUUUCGAGAGCUACCCCCAGCGAGUGCCGGGCAACGGCUUCGGACGCUGA